AUGUCUUUUCUUAUUGAAACUCGAGGACGUCCUUCAAAAGAUCUGACCCCAUAUAAAAACGAGAUCUCGAAUUUAUUCAAUGACAGUGAGACAGCAGAGGCUAUUGUAGAUUAUCUAUUAGCCGAAUAUCGGAUCAAGGUCACCAGUCGUACCAUUCAGCGACGCCUGAGGACAUGGGGGUUCAGACGGCGGAUUAAGACCCAACACCAUGAAGAUCUAGAGAACCAAAUCCUAAAUCUAUUCUACCAGUGUGGGCUAUCAGACACUGACAUGCAUUACGUGCUCCAGAAACAGGGUUUGCAAAUUGGGCUAGAUGGUCUAAGGAGAUACCGCCGGAGGAUGGGUCUGCUACGUCGAUUUAAAGCCGGAGAAGUGGAAGAUGAGAUUCGGAUAGCAGUUCAAAAGGAGCUGGAUAGCGGGCAGAUUGAAGGUUAUGUUUGCGGGCUUCUUUAUACAUAUUUCCGCAGCAGACAGCACAUAGUCUCUCGACCGCGGAAUGAACUACAGCGAACUCGUGGCGACUUUAGCGUUCCAGGACCAAAUUUCCCUUGGUCUAUUGACAGACAUGCUAAACUAUUUUACUGGGGGGUUCAAAUUUAUACAGGAAUUGAUGCCUAUUCCCAUUAUAUCACAUGGAUAUACGUUGGAACUAGUAAUCGGAAAGAAUUCAGUGUUCUCCGCCAAUUUCUUGAUACUUUACAAUCAGAGAAGAAACAACCCAGGUUUGUCCGAUCGCAUAAGGGAGGAGAGGCUACACUCCUAGCAGCAGCACAUCAUGCCUUAUAUAAAAAGCAUUACUCAGAUUCCAAUAUCUCAGACUGUUAUUGGUACGGUACGAGUACGUCGAACCAACGAAUUGAAGCAUGGUGGUCUCAAAUGCCGAAGAGUGUUCUUUUCCGAUGGCGGGACUAUUUCCAAAGACUCGUUGAAGACCGACUAUUUGCUCAUAAUAAUGCUGCGGGCCGUAUUGCGAUCCUGGCGGUAUAUAUGCCAUUAUUUCGGCAGGAAAUAUGCAACUAUGUUCGUAUAUGGAAUGUACAUAGAAUUCGGAGUAUUUGGGAAACCGUUUUUGCUCUAUCAUUUCCUAAAACCCGGUGUGCAAGAUUAUGGGUUGAUCCCUGA
Messenger RNA from Talaromyces stipitatus ATCC 10500, 1122 nucleotides. RefSeq lists its product as uncharacterized. NCBI's taxonomy places the organism in Eukaryota, Fungi, Ascomycota, Eurotiomycetes, Eurotiales, Trichocomaceae. The transcript has 3 exons. The record is from RefSeq and is a predicted model, not a curated record. The coding region runs from base 1 to 1122 and encodes 373 amino acids.